UUUUGUUAAGAUUUUACAAUUUAAUUAUUAAUGUAAUUAUUAUUUUUUAAAUUAAUUUUAACUAAACUUUCCAACUUCUAUAACGAUAUCUUUGGUAGGGUCAUGAUCCCAGUACUGUUAGGACUGCUCCCCAUUCUAAUCUUCCAAGCACUCUCUUCUCCUCUUCGUAUCUGUAUACUUUUUUUAUUUAUCACCUUCUACCAUUCUCCGUAAAAUCAGGAGGGAGAAAUUGGAGAGAGAGACGCACACAGAUUUCGUCGUUAAUCGUCGCAGCAGCUUAUGUCGUUAUAAUAUCUUGACAUCGAAUACUGGAUAUCCUUGUGUGAUUUUCACGCGUAUGUUUCUCUUCAGUGAUGGAUUUGCGUUUUGUUUUGUUUGCGAUCUUUUUGAUUCUCAAUGCAGCUUUUGUUUGUUCCACAGAUGACUCGAAGAACAAGAAACAAAAUUCAAACGAUGUUCGGCUUAGUGCAAGUAUCUUGAAUAAUUCUUUUCUGCAACAAGUGACAACAGAAAAGACAACGAUAAGAAAUAACGUAAACCGAUUUUUUACUCCAUCACAAACUUUUACUGUUAAUACUAAUUUCUUUCCUAGUUAUCUUGAUAAUGAUUUCCUUAAUUCCAUUCAAACCGAUUCAAAAGGUCCUAUUAGUUUGUCAAUACCUAGUAAUACACAAUCUAUUGGUUCUUCAAAACCUGGUACGACUACUUCUAAAGUUUAUUCUGCUGACCAGAUCUUUGAUCCGUAUUACAUCAAAUUCCCGACAAACUCGGCAGUGUCAGAACGUAAAUGCGAUGAAUAUGUAGAAGAAAUUGCGGGAUCGACCUGGAUAACGCCUCUGACUGGUACGUCGUCGGGCGCAAUUAAAGUGAUUAAAAACUGCGACGGUACAGUGAAUCAGUUGGUGGUUGGAGGCACCGAGGCCCGGGUCGGCGAGUUUCCUCACAUGGUAGCUCUAGGCAAACCCACUCCCCAGUUCCAACUGAAUUGCGGCGGCACGCUAAUUUCUCAUACCUGGGUACUUACCGCUGCGCAUUGCACUCAUGGGGGCAGUGGUGGUGCAACUCACGCAAGGAUAGGCUUCCAUAAAUUAACGGAUAAAGAUGGCAUCAUAAUUCCUAUCAAACGCACUCUAAGACACGAGGACUAUAAGCCACCCGCGCUGUAUGCGGACAUAGGUUUGGUUGAGCUCGUGAGCACCGUCAACUUUAGCAGACUUAUUCGACCUGCGUGUCUUUAUCAGAGCUAUGAUACCGUGCCUACACAAGCUUGGAUUAGUGGUUGGGGCGUUGUUGAAUUCAGCGGAGAGGUGAGCAAUGAACUGCUAAAAGCUCAACUAAAUCUGGUAGACAAUUUGAUGUGUACACAACAGCACAACAGUUCCCUAGCAGCUCCAUAUGGUGUUAAACCGACUAUGAUUUGCGCUGGUGGUCAGAAAAACCCCGGAAUAGACGCUUGCCAAGGAGAUUCUGGGGGUCCUCUACAAAUAAUCCAUCCUAGUAGUAAAUGUCUUUUUCAAGUGAUCGGUGUCACUAGCUUCGGUCAAGGUUGCGGAAUGGGAAUUCCUGGCAUUUAUACUAAAGUGUCCCAUUAUCUUCAGUGGAUCGAAGAAAAUGUCUGGCCAGGAGAAGAAUAACUUAUUUGAUUUUUACGAAAGAAAAGUUAACUUGCUCUAAUUAUUGCCUAUUGAAAGAAUUAAAGAUUGCAAAUGACUGAUUGAAUAUAUUACUUCAUUAUCUAUUGUACUGCAGUUGAAUAGUCUGUAAUUUUAACUAGAAUAUUGAAACAUAAAACCGUGAUUCUGAUUAGAAUAUUAAAAAACUCAUAAUAGAAAAUUGGUGAGUAAGUAUGGAUUAUUAUACUAUGCGAGAUUAGUAUUAAUCUUUUAAACUUUAAAAAUCAAGACAUUAUACUAUAUACUAUUGUAAAUAGUUCGCCAUGUAAGCCCAUUGCCAUAAAAGCUAUAAAUUAAUGUAACUAAGAUAUGCCAUCAGUCUCUUCAACAGCUAGUAAACAUUAUGACGAUAAAUUAUAUAAAUUUUUUGACGAUGAAAAUAGUGAAAAAUGUAUUUCAUAGUAAUAAAUAAAUACGUACAUUACGUUGACCAUACAAAA
This is a messenger RNA of Monomorium pharaonis (pharaoh ant), 2113 nucleotides long. Its product is annotated as serine protease snake-like. Gene Ontology annotation, biological process: proteolysis. Bases 354 to 1634 code for a protein of 426 amino acids. NCBI's taxonomy places the organism in Eukaryota, Metazoa, Arthropoda, Insecta, Hymenoptera, Formicidae. The record is from RefSeq and is a predicted model, not a curated record. Gene Ontology annotation, molecular function: serine-type endopeptidase activity. The transcript is spliced from 7 exons.